This is a messenger RNA of Aspergillus nomiae NRRL 13137, 1443 nucleotides long. RefSeq lists its product as uncharacterized. Gene Ontology annotation, cellular component: membrane. The record is from RefSeq and is a predicted model, not a curated record. The transcript is spliced from 12 exons. Lineage: Eukaryota; Fungi; Ascomycota; Eurotiomycetes; Eurotiales; Aspergillaceae. The coding region runs from base 1 to 1443 and encodes 480 amino acids. Gene Ontology annotation, biological process: transmembrane transport. Gene Ontology annotation, molecular function: transmembrane transporter activity.
AUGUUGCAGAUCGACACCGAGAAGUCAGACACGCUUGACACUAAAGCAUGCGACCUUGCUUCUCAGCAGCCGGACAUUGCACAGGGUAGUGCAUGGGACUGCGGAGAAUUCUCCCUUAUGGGCACGUACCUCAUCCAAUUCGUGGAUAAGACAUGUAUUUCAUAUGCUGCCCUGUGGGGAAUGAAACAGGAGGCCCAUCUAGUGGGCGACCAGUACUCAUGGUUAACGACCAUAUUCUAUUUGGGUUAUCUUGUGGGUGAAUUUCCGAUGAAUGUCCUCUUUCAAAAGGUGCAUAUCACAAGGUCUUGUGGGACUUUGAUGUUUCUUUGGGGGGCAGUUCUUCUUUGCAUGGCAGCUGCAGAUAACUUCUCCGGUUUGAUGGCUGUUCGUUUCUUUCUAGGUGUCUUGGAAAGUGGGGUUAGUCCCUGCUUUGUACAGUUGACAUCGAUGUUCUAUAAGAGGAACGAGCAACCUCUUCGGACCGGCAUUUGGUUCUCGAUGAACGGGAUUGCUCAAGUGGUUGGGGGCAUUGUGGCUUACGGGAUUGGGCACAUCAAGAGCGACAUCCCGGUUUAUAAGUUCCCAUUCCUGAUUUUUGGCUCCGUCACAGUUGUCUGGGCAGUGCCCUUCUUCCUCUUUGCUGCUCCAAGCCCUGCCGCAGCGAAGUGGCUAUCUUCCGCGGAGAAGGAUGUUGCCAUCAAACGAGUAUCGGAGAAUAAGACCGGUCUGGACAACAAGGAGUUCAAGUUCUAUCAAGCACGCGAGGCUUUUAUGGAUCCUCAAGUGUGGAUCUUGAUACUUUUUGUGAUUGCAAACAAUAUUCCUAAUGGAGGCAUCAGUGCAUUCGGACCGCUGAUUAUCGAGGGGUUUGGCUACUCAAAGCUUGGAACUACGCUCCUGGGAAUGCCCUUUGGAGGAGCACAGGUCGUUGCCCUUCUCAUUACCGGCUUUCUUGCAGGAACAAUUAAAAACUGCCGAAUCAUCCUGAUGUGCGGUGGCCUUGUCGUCGCUAUUCUGGGAAUGAGUCUCAUGUACGCUCUUCCCGAGGAAAAUAAGAUUGGUCGUCUUCUCGGAUACUAUCUUGCCAUUGGGUUUAGUGCAACCUAUGUCCUUUCCUUAGGCCUGAUCCAAGCCAAUAUCGCCGGCCGAACGAAGAAGACCGUCGUCACAGCCGCUCUCUUCAUUGCGUACUGCGUUGGUAAUCUGAUCGGGCCCCAGCUAUUCUUUGAAAGAGAGGAACCACAUUAUCGGUCCGGGUUCAUUGCCAUGAUUAUUUGCCUGGCUCUGGAUUUCGUCCUGCUUCUGAUACUGCAUAGGUUGUACGUGCUAAAAAACAAAAAGCGAGACGCAGCACAGUCCUCGAUAGAAGUCAACCUUGAUGGUACCUCCGGCUUGACUGAUCUGACCGAUAUGGAAAAUCCCUCGUUCCGAUAUGUUGUUUAG